Messenger RNA from Polistes canadensis, 1307 nucleotides. Its product is annotated as UPF0449 protein C19orf25-like. The record is from RefSeq and is a predicted model, not a curated record. Lineage: Eukaryota; Metazoa; Arthropoda; Insecta; Hymenoptera; Vespidae. Bases 153 to 491 code for a protein of 112 amino acids. The transcript has 2 exons.
GCAUGUAACGGUAGUUAAGAGAAUUAACACGUUGUUUGACAUAUGUCAUGAAAGAUUAGGUUAGAAUUUUUAUAUUCAUUACAGUGUAUCGUUUUUGUCAAUAUUUUCUUUCAAAUUUAAUUGAUUAACGUGAUAAUUAAUGUUAAAUCAAUAUGUUUGGAAAUAAGAAACAAAGUUUACCACCUAGACCUAAUUUUCCGAAUCCUGAACAUAUAUUAGAAGAUCUUUCCAAUGCAUCAGCUGAUGAUGUUGCAUUUAAAGUUAUGAAUGAAGAUAACAUUCAAACAGAAAAUUUGUAUAUUUCGACCGAUCACAAUAAUUCUGAGGAUAUUUACAAAAAAGUAAAAAUUUAUUUAAACGUUAAAGAGCAAUUGAAACAAUUGGAAGUUAUUUUAAAGAAAGAACAGGAACAAUUGCAAAAAGAUAACGAAGAGAUAAGAGCACUUGCGGAUAGUAUCAGAAAACAAGCGCAAGCUGCUCUUAUAACGUGACAUAUAUAUAUAUUGUCGAUUAAUUACAUUCAUUUAUAAAUUAAAGAUAUGUUCCAUCAUGUCUAUCAUAUAACGUUAUUUUUUAUUAUUUAAUUAAAAAUUAUUUUCAUCUAAGCGUCAUAUUAUGUAAGCCGUAAUUUAUUGUAUACGGAAAUGUAAAUCAUUUUUACAACAUAGCAGCAUAGAAUUGUAAACAUUAUAACUAUGAAAUUGUAAAGAAAACUUCUACUGAUUAUUAUAAAUUGUGUAAAAUAUUAUAAUUAUUUUAUCAUUGUAUACAUAUGUGUGUGUAUUUUCAUAUUUAGAUAUAAUAUCACCGGUAAAUAUUGUUGUGCGAUUAUUUUAAAUAAGGCACAAUUUGUUCAUUUUAAUAUUUAUGAAAAACAUUGAUAAGUAGUAUCUCGUUAAGAUUUAAAAUAUUAUUAAUAUUUGUCUCGAAUAGUCGUUAACCCUACAAAUUUCAUUUAUAUUAUUUCUUAUCAUAUUGUAUAGAUUUUUAUAUGGCUGUCAAUUAUAUCAGAUAAAAUCUUAUUAACUUUAGAAUUUUCAUGGUCUUGUUUUUUUUUCCGUUUUAUUUAUAUUAAGUUAUAUUAAUUUUGCAAUAAAUUAAACUUAUAUUACCGUAUAAGUAUUUAUAGGUCUUUAGAAUUGUUUCUAAAAUUAUUAUAUUCAUCGUAUUUCAUAGAUCUAUCUUUUAUGAUUUUUUCUUAUCAAGUGCAAUAUUUAAAUGCAUAUCAUCAUUGUAUAUAACGUUAUAAACUACUAAUAGUUUUAUCACACUUUCUAUAUUAAAAUAUGAAGAUUUAUGUGAAUAGU